AUGUGGAGAGGUGGAGAAGUGGAGAGGUGGAGAUGUGGAGAGGAGGAGAGGUGGAUAAGUGGAGAGGUGGAGAGGAGGAGAAGAGGAGAGGUGGAGAAGAGGAGAGGUGGAGAGGUGGAGAUGUGGAGAUGUGGAGAGGUGUUGAGGUGGAGAGGAGGAGAGGUGGAUAAGUGGAGAGGUGGAGAGGAGGAGAAGAGGAGAGAGGAGAGGUGGAGAGGUGGAGAGGUGGAGAAGUGGAGAAGAGGAGAGGUGGAGAAGUGGAGAUGUGGAGAGGAGGAGAGGUGGAGAUGUGGAGAGGAGGAGAAGAGGAGAGGUGGAGAGGAGGAGAAGAGGAGAGGUGGAGAAGUGGAGAAGAGGAGAGGUGGAGAAGUGGAGAAAUGGAGAGGUGGAGAAAUGGAGAAGAGGAGAAAUGGAGAGGAGGAGAAGUGGAGGAGGAGAGGUGGAGAAAUGGAGAGGUGGAGAGGAGGAGAAGUGGAGAGGUGGAGAGGUGGAGACGAGGAGAGGAGGAGAAGAGGAGAGGCGGAGAGGAGGAGAGGUGGAGAUGUGGAGAGGCGGAGAGUUGGAGAGGCGGAGAGUUGGAGAGGCGGAGAGGUGGAGAAGAGGAGAGGUGGAGAGGUGGAGAAGAGGAGAGGUGGAGAGGAGGAGAGGUGGAGAGGUGGAGAGGGGGAGAGGCGGAGAGGAGGAGAGGUGGAGAGGGGGAGAGGCGGAGACGAGGAGAGGUGGAGAGGGGGAGAGGCGGAGAGGAGGAGAGGUGGAGAAGAGGAGAGGUGGAGAGGCGGAGAAGAGGAGAGCUGGAGAGGUGGAGAAGAGGAGAGCUGGAGAGGUGGAGAGGCGGAGAGGAGGAGAGGCGGAGAGGUGGAGAAGAGGAGAGCUGGAGAGGUGGAGAAGAGGAGAGGUGGAGAGGCGGAGAGGAGGAGAGGCGGAGAGGUGGAGAGGCGGAGAGUGGGAGAAGAGGAGAGCUGGAGAGGUGGAGAGGUGGAGAAGAGGAGAGCUGGAGAGGUGGAGAGGCGGAGAGGAGGAGAGGCGGAGAGGUGGAGAGGCGGAGAGUGGGAGAAGAGGAGAGCUGGAGAGGUGGAGAGGUGGAGAAGAGGAGAGCUGGAGAGGUGGAGAAGAGGAGAGCUGGAGAGGUGGAGAGGCGGAGAGGAGGAGAGGCGGAGAGGUGGACAAGAGGAGAGCUGGAGAGGUGGAGAGGUGGAGAAGAGGAGAGCUGGAGAGGUGGAGAAGAGGAGAGCUGGAGAGGUGGAGAAGAGGAGAGCUGGAGAGGUGGAGAGGCGGAGAGGAGGAGAGGCGGAGAGGAGGAGAGCUGGAGAGGUGGAGAAGAGGAGAGCUGGAGAGGUGGAGAAGAGGAGAGCUGGAGAGCAGGAGAGGCGGAGAGGUGGAGAGGCGGAGAGGGGGAGAAGAGGAGAGCUGGAGAGGUGGAGAAGAGGAGAGCUGGAGAGGUGGAGAAGAGGAGAGCUGGAGAGGCGGAGAGGUGGAGAGGAGGAGAGGUGGAGAGGUGGGCAAGAGGAGAGCUGGAGAGGUGGAGAGGUGGAGAAGAGGAGAGCUGGAGAGGUGGAGAAGAGGAGAGCUGGAGAGGUGGAGAAGAGGAGAGCUGGAGAGGUGGAGAGGCGGAGAGGAGGAGAGGCGGAGAGGAGGAGAGCUGGAGAGGUGGAGAAGAGGAGAGCUGGAGAGGUGGAGAAGAGGAGAGCUGGAGAGCAGGAGAGGCGGAGAGGUGGAGAGGCGGAGAGGGGGAGAAGAGGAGAGCUGGAGAGGUGGAGAAGAGGAGAGCUGGAGAGGUGGAGAAGAGGAGAGCUGGAGAGGCGGAGAGGUGGAGAGGUGGGCAAGAGUAGAGCUGGAGAGGUGGAGAGGCGGAAAGGUGGAGAGGAGGAGAGCUGGAGAGGUGGAGAAGAGGAGAGCUGGAGAGGCGGAGAGGCGGAGAGGAGGAGAGGCGGAGAGGCGGAGAAGAGGAGAGCUGGAGAGGUGGAGAAGAGGAGAGCUGGAGAGGUGGAGAGGUGGAGAGGCAGAGAGGAGGAGAGGCGGAGAGGAGGAGAGCUGGAGAGGUGGAGAGGUGGAGAAGAGGAGAGCUGGAGAGGUGGAGAAGAGGAGAGCUGGAGAGGUGGAGAGGCGGAGAGGAGGAGAGGCGGAGAGGUGGAGAGGCGGAGAGGGGGAGAAGAGGAGAGCUGGAGAGGUGGAGAGGUGGAGAAGAGGAGAGCUGGAGAGGUGGAGAAGAGGAGAGCUGGAGAGGCGGAGAGGCGGAGAGGAGGAGAGGCGGACAAGAGGAGAGCUGGAGAGAGGAGAGCUGGAGAGGUGGAGAAGAGGAGAGCUGGAGAGGUGGAGAGGCGGAGAGGCGGAGAGGAGGAGAGGCGGAGAGGAGGAGAGCUGGAGAGGUGGAGAAGAGGAGAGCUGGAGAGGUGGAGAAGAGGAGAGCUGGAGAGGUGGAGAGGAGGAGAGGCGGAGAGGUGGAGAGGCGGAGAGGGGGAGAAGAGGAGAGCUGGAGAGGUGGAGAAGAGGAGAGCUGGAGAGGUGGAGAGGUGGAGAGGCGGAGAGGCGGAGAGGAGGAGAGGUGGAGAGGUGGGCAAGAGGAGAGCUGGAGAGGUGGAGAAGAGGAGAGCUGGAGAGGCGGAGAGGCGGAGAGGAGGAGAGGUGGAGAGGUGGGCAAGAGGAGAGCUGGAGAGGUGGAGAGGUGGAGAAGAGGAGAGCUGGAGAGGCGGAGAGGCAGAGAGGCGGAGAGGAGGAGAAGAGGAGAGGGGGAGAGGUGGAGAGGCGGAGAGGCGGAGAGGGGGAGAGGCGGAGAGGUGGAGAAGAGGAGAGCUAGAGAGGCGGAGAGGAGGAGAGGUGGACAGGUGGAGAGGUGGAGAAGAGGAGAGGUGGAGAGGAGGAGAGGCGGAGAAGAGGAGAGCUAGAGAGGCGGAGAGGAGGAGAGGUGGACAGGUGGAGAGGUGGAGAAGAGGAGAAGAGGAGAGGUGGAGAGGUGGAGAGGAGGAGAGGCGGAGAAGAGGAGAGGUGGAGAAGAGGAGAGCUAGAGAGGCGGAGAGGAGGAGAGGUGGACAGGUGGAGAGGUGGAGAAGAGGAGAAGAGGAGAGGUGGAGAGGUGGAGAGGAGGAGAGGCGGAGAAGAGGAGAGGUGGAGAGGUGGAGAAGUGGAGAGGUGGAGUAA
This is a messenger RNA of Carassius auratus (goldfish), 3135 nucleotides long. Its product is annotated as trichohyalin-like. NCBI's taxonomy places the organism in Eukaryota, Metazoa, Chordata, Actinopteri, Cypriniformes, Cyprinidae. The record is from RefSeq and is a predicted model, not a curated record. Bases 1 to 3135 code for a protein of 1044 amino acids. The transcript has 4 exons.